Manis javanica (Malayan pangolin) is the source of this 3616-nucleotide messenger RNA. The record is from RefSeq and is a predicted model, not a curated record. Lineage: Eukaryota; Metazoa; Chordata; Mammalia; Pholidota; Manidae.
GGUGGUAAGAUGGCGGCUGUGAGUCUGCGGCUCGGCGAUUUGGUGUGGGGAAAACUAGGCCGGUAUCCUCCUUGGCCAGGAAAGGUGAGUGUCUUGCUACUGAAGGAAGACAUCUGAAGUUGUGUUUGAAGACGUGGAGAAUAUUGUUAAUCCACCCAAGGACUUGAAGAAACCACGUGGGAAGAAAUGCUUCUUUGUGAAGUUUUUUGGAACAGAAGAUCAUGCCUGGAUCAAAGUGGAACAGCUAAAGCCAUAUCACGCACAUAAGGAGGAAAUGAUCAAGAUCAACAAGGGAAAACGGUUCCAGCAGGCCGUGGAUGCCGUGGAGGAGUUCCUCAGGAGAGCCAAAGGGAAAGACCAGACGUCAUCCCACAAUUCUGCUGAUGACAAGAAUCGGCGUAAUUCCAGUGAGGAGAGAAGUAGGCUGAGCCCAGGCGAUGAGAAGCGCAAGCUUAGCGUGUCUGAAGGGAAGGCGAAGAAGAACAUGGGAGAAGGAAAGAAGAGGGUGUCUUCAGGCUCUUCAGAGAGAGGCGCCAAGUCCCCUCUGAAAAGAGCCCAAGAGCAGAGUCCCCGGAAACGGGGUCGGCCCCCAAAGGAUGAGAAGGAUCUCACCAUCCCGGAGUCUAGCACUGUGAAGGGGAUGAUGGCUGGGCCCAUGGCCGCGUUUAAAUGGCAGCCGACUGUGAGUGAGCCUGUUAAAGAUGCAGACCCUCAUUUCCAUCACUUCCUGCUCAGCCAGACCGAGAAGCCGGCCGCCUGCUACCAAGCAAUCACAAAGAAGUUGAAAGUCUGUGAAGAGGAGACCGGGUCCACCUCCAUCCAGGCAGCAGAUAGCACGGCCGUGAAUGGCAGCAUCACACCCACGGACAAAAAGAUAGGAUUUUUGGGCCUUGGCCUCAUGGGAAGUGGCAUCGUCUCCAACUUGCUAAAAAUGGGUCACACAGUGACUGUGUGGAACCGGACUGCAGAAAAAUGUGAUUUGUUCAUCCAGGAGGGGGCCCGCCUAGGAAGAACCCCCGCUGAAGUCGUUUCAACCUGUGACAUCACUUUUGCCUGCGUGUCGGAUCCAAAAGCAGCCAAGGACCUGGUGCUGGGCCCCAGUGGUGUGCUGCAAGGGAUCCGCCCUGGGAAGUGCUACGUGGACAUGUCAACAGUGGAUGCCGACACAGUCACCGAGCUGGCCCAGGUGAUUGUGUCCAGGGGGGGCCGCUUUCUGGAAGCCCCGGUCUCAGGGAAUCAGCAGCUGUCUAAUGAUGGGAUGUUGGUGAUCUUAGCAGCCGGAGACAGGGGCUUAUAUGAGGACUGCAGCAGCUGUUUCCAGGCAAUGGGGAAGACCUCCUUCUUUCUAGGUGAGGUUGGCAACGCGGCCAAGAUGAUGCUGAUCGUGAACAUGGUCCAGGGGAGCUUCAUGGCCACCAUCGCUGAGGGGCUGACCCUGGCCCAGGUGACAGGCCAGUCCCAGCAGACUCUCUUGGACAUCCUCAAUCAGGGACAGCUGGCCAGCAUCUUUCUGGACCAGAAGUGCCAAAAUAUCCUGCAAGGAAACUUUAAGCCUGAUUUCUACCUGAAAUACAUUCAGAAGGAUCUGCGCUUGGCCAUUGCGCUGGGUGAUGCCGUCAACCAUCCCACUCCUAUGGCAGCUGCAGCCAAUGAGGUGUACAAAAGAGCCAAGGCACUGGACCAGUCUGACAACGACAUGUCCGCCGUGUACCGAGCCUAUAUACACUGAGCCCCCGGCCCCGCCCCCGCCCGCGACCCUCCCUCCGACUCGUCCUUCCUCACGUGGGGCCCGGGGUCCGGGGUCCUGGGACUCAGCUCCGGACCAGCCCGCCUGUCUCCGUGUCCUUUGUACAGACUUUGACACUUGCCGUCAGCACAGCACACAUCACUCCUGCCCCGAGGCCCUGGAGAGGGGGCGCCCCUGGCUGGGGGCUGUGUGUUCACACUCACACACCCACGCACGCACCCCGCAUACCGGCUCUCACCCCAGGAUAGAAGCUGCCCAGAAACUGGGGCCCAGCAUUUUUCUCCUUCUCCUGAGCUUGUCUUAGCUCAGACUCCUUCCAGCUGAGGAAUGGAGAUCAGCUGUGAGAACUGGCAGCCCUCCUACCGCUUCCCUCAGUGAAGGGCCGAGGGCACGUCCGCAUCCCCCGCCGAUCCCCGCAGGGAGGCCCUGGGCCAAGGGGAGCCAGCGCAGACUCCGAGCGGGGGGCCGAGCAGGGGUCCCGUGGGCCGUCCCGGCCGAGCCGCCGAUGAGCAGCCAGCUCCAUGGAUGCCCUUGCGAGCUGAGAGACUGGCAGAGCCCAGCCGAGAGCGGGCAGGCGGCCCGUAGGGGAGCCUCCCCGAGCCCGCUGCCCUUACCGCUCGCCAGCACCUGUCCAGCAGCCGCCGGCCCUUCGGCCCCGGGCUGGGAUCCGACUUGCCUGAUGCAGUGGGAGGGGAGCUCACGCCCCACCAGGCCGUCCCGUAUUUGGACUUGCAUUCCAGACCGUGGGAAGGCGCGCUGAGGGGUUCCUUCCUGUUUCCGUUAGGCCACAGACUCUUCGGGUUCGGAAGAGCCUCUCCGACCCGGGCUCCCGCACGGCGGUCCCACCUCCAGCUCGCCCCCAGCACGAGACCCCACACGCCGCCGCCUCUCCAGGCUCUUCCCCCCUCCUCGCGUGGAGACAGUGUUUCCCUCUGUCCCUUUGGCCCCAGACCCAGCCUGACGAGGACAAUUUCUUAGCUCAGCUCUUGAAGCAGGAAUGGGUGUCCCACCUGAGCCAGCAGCAUGGCCUUCGGUACUGCAAGGCCCCGGGCCUAGUCGGGGGGCCGGAGAGCCGGGCCUCACCGAGCCUGAGCCAGCGGGCCCCCAGAGGUGCGUCUGAGACCUGGAGACCCUGGCGUUUGCCCUGGCACGGGGGACCGCAGGGGCUUGGGACGUGGCGUGAGAACCAGAAGCCGCCCCAAGGACGUCGGCUGUUUCCCUCUGCCUUGGGUGGGGUUCCGAAGCCGCACUGUGCAGAAGGUCGGCAUUUACGAUGGAUACACCCAGCGAGGUGGCCGCGCCGUGUGGGCCCCUCCCCCUCAGCCUUGGCCCUCCGCUCAUCCGAACCCAGGUGAGGGCAUCUCGGAGGACGUGCGGUUCUGGCCGGGAAGAUUCCUGUGGGUUUUUGGCACAGUUAAUUUAACUGAGAUUUUGAAUUCUGUCUAAAUACAAAGCCUGUUCUAGUCCUGGCCGGAUGCCGGGGGGUGGGGGUGGGGGGAAAUUCUGUAAUGAACUUGGUUAGUCAAUGUUGUCUUAAUAUUGUCGACAAUUCUGUAAAGUUCCUUUUUAUGAAUAUUUUUGUUUAAGCUAUUUCACCUUUGUUUUGAAAUCCUUCCCUUCUAAGAAGAAAAUGUGACACUUGUGAAAAAGCUUGUAAGAAAGCCCCUCCUCCAUCACCCCCUUUUUUUCCUUUAAACCACCUUUAAAUGACAAAUCUAGGUAAUUAAGGUCGUGAAUUUUUAUUUUUGCUUUGUUUUUAAUGAUGUCUUUCAGAAUAGGAUUGUGUGGAAAUGUUUAAAUGGCAAAAAACAUGAUUUUUGUGCAAUUAACAAAAAGCUACUGCAAGCAAAAUAAACCGUUUCUUGGUAA